CCCGCCGCUCGUCCCGCUGCUGUCGUUAGACCUCCUCACUUGCUUGGCGGCGCUGUGCUUCACGAUGCGCGCGUUGGGCUCAAUGAGAGCGGCGGUCUGCGCGGCGACUGGGGGGCGAAUCCGCCACAACAACGAGGCGGAGCUGCCAGACAGCGCCGAGGUUCGCACGCUGCGGUAGUCGAGGGGGCAGCUUGGGGAGAAACUCUGGCGACCGGAGGGGGGGGGCAAAGAGAAAGAGCCGUUUAGCGCUUCCUUCACGUAGGCGGCACCGUCGGCGACGGGAUACUUGCAUCAUCAUAUUGAAGAAUUUCGCCCAAGCCGUUCGGUGAUGAGGGACGCUCGCCCUGCACUUCUUUCCCCCCUGUCUCGCUCCGGAGAGGAGUGAGUCACGGAGGCGGAGAACCCUCCAGCCCUCCGUCUCUCCCGCCAGCCUCGUCGGUCGGCCUGGCUCUCUCUGCGCUGGCGCUCCCGGCAGGGAGCCUGCUGUGUUGAGCGCCGCGCCGCGGUUCGGUCCCGGGCGGGUGCGGCGCUGCCGCUGUUCCUGAGCGCGCGGAGACCGGAGUGCGGCUCCACAGAGGACGCGGCGGCUGCGCGCGAGAGAGGCGCUGCGGUGCGGCACGAGGCGCAGGAACGGCGCUAAAACGGCGCUCGAGCGGCUUGUGGGACCACCGCUCCCCCCCCCUCCUGAGGCUCCUCCGUCGUAGCUGCCGUGAAUGCGGCGUCUUACAUCGGCCUUUUACCUCGUCAAAGCCGGGUCGUCGGAACACGAAGAGUCCCCUGGAGAGAGCGAAGCACUGGGCUUUUCCAGCGUGCAGGAGAACGUCUCGAUAACUGGAUUUACACACAGGGGAGAGCCGGCCGUCCCCCCCUUUGUUCGGCUGCUUGUGCCGUUUUAAAUUGUUAAUUUAAAAAAAAGAAUUGGUUUUAACGGAAAACAAACUACCUCAGACGCUUUUUGUGUGUAAUUCCGGCGCCUGGACGCUCGACGAAUGGAUUAAACCUGAGUGGAGGCCUGUGAAAGCAGUGUCUGGGGGCAAAGGGGCUUUUCUCAUCUGGUUUACCCCUUUCUUAUGGCCUCCUCCUCCACACUGGGCUUUUUUUCAGGCUCCCCUUGAGGCUUCUUGAUUUGAGGUCCGUAGAGAGCUUCCACCUCAUCCAUCCAUCCAUCCAUCCUCCUUCCUUCCUUCCAUCCAUCCCUCCCUCCUCCAUCCCACCUCCUUUGUGCCCGAUGAGGAGCACCUGACCGACCGAUCGCCCCCAGAGCCCCUCUGAGCCGCCGCAGCCGGAGAUGCUGAAGUGUAUCCCGCUGUGGCGCUGCAACCGCCACGUCGAGUCGCUGGACAAGCGGCACUGCUCGCUCCAGGUGGUGCCCGAUGAGAUAUAUCGCUACAACCGGAGCCUGGAGGAGCUCCUGCUGGAUGCCAACCAGCUCCGAGACCUUCCCAAGCCCUUUUUCCGCCUGCUGAAUUUACGCAAGCUGACCCUGAGUGACAAUGAGAUCCAGAGAUUGCCCCCCGAGGUGGCCAACUUCAUGCAACUUGUUGAGCUGGACAUCUCCCGCAAUGACAUUCCUGAGAUCCCUGAGAGCAUCAAGUUCUGCAAGGCACUGGAGAUUGCGGACUUCAGUGGAAACCCCCUCUCCAGGCUGCCUGAGGGUUUCACUCAGCUACGAGGAUUGGCCCACUUGGCUCUCAACGAUGUGUCUUUGCAGACGUUGCCUAAUGACAUUGGCAACUUGGCCAACCUGGUGACCCUGGAGCUGCGAGAGAACCUUCUGAAGACCCUUCCCACGUCACUGUCAUUCCUGGUUAAGCUGGAGCAGCUGGACCUGGGCAGCAAUGAACUGGAAGUACUGCCGGACACCCUAGGAGCUUUGCCCAACCUUCGAGAGUUGCUGCUUGACCGGAACCACCUAUCCGCAUUGCCUCCAGAGCUCGGCAACCUGCGACGGCUGGUGUGUCUGGACGUGUCCGAGAAUCGACUGGAGCAGUUGCCUCCAGAGCUUAGUGGCCUGCUAGCCCUCACUGACCUGCUGCUGAGCCAGAACCUACUGGAGCUCCUCCCAGACACACUAGGUUCUCUAAAGCAGCUGUCCAUUCUCAAAGUUGACCAGAAUCGCCUGACGCAUCUGACAGAUUCCAUUGGCGAGUGUGAGAAUCUGUCGGAGUUGGUGCUCACUGAGAACCUGCUGCAGACCCUGCCCCGCUCCAUGGGGAAGCUGAAGAAGCUGAACAAUCUAAAUGUGGACCGGAAUCGGCUGUACAGUGUUCCGGAGGAGCUGGGAGGCUGCACCAGCCUCAAUGUUCUUUCACUGCGAGACAACCGUUUGGCCCGACUGCCUGCUGAACUGGCUGGCGCCACUGAGCUGCAUGUGCUGGAUGUGGCAGGCAACAGGCUUCGGAACCUACCUUUUGCCCUGGCCAACCUGAACCUCAAAGCCAUGUGGCUGGCUGAGAACCAGUCACAGCCCAUGCUUAAGUUCCAGAUGGAGGAUGAUGAGCAGACUGGGGAGAAAGUGCUCACUUGCUACCUACUGCCACAGCAGCCCUCACCCAGUCUCGAGGACUUGCCUCCAAACUCGGUGGAUGACAGCUGGACAGACAGUAACCUGAACCGUGUGUCCACCAUCCAGUUCCAGGAGGAGCCUAAGGCUGAGGAGGAAGAUGAGGAGACGGCUGCUGAGCGCAAGGGUUUGCAGAGGAGGGCGACACCACAUCCCAGUGAGCUGAAAGUGAUGAAGAAGGUCAUAGAGGAAAGGAGGAAUGAACCAUACACAGCUCGGCCUGAAGAAGCAGAAUUGUCACCAAGCACUGAGGAGAAGCGUCUUAGUGGUCUGUCCAAUCAGAGCCAUGACUCCCAAGCCUCGAACAGCACAGCUUCCGCAGGCUCCCGUGAGGACGUUCCAGGUCAGACCACUGCAUGGGUGGGGACAGUUGAUGGACACAGCCAGGAGCAGGAAGGGGAGGCGCUAGAUGAAAUGGAGGUUGAAUAUAUUGAGCCCACAGUACACUUUGCAGAGGAGCCUAUUAUCCGCGGAGGCGAUGAUGAAGAGGAGGAGGGGUACGGUGAAGAGCAUGAGGAGGAGGCCGAACAGAGUGAUGAGGGCGAGCGGCCUCCCUUCCCCAUGGAGAGGCAGCGGCUCAUCCGCAAAGACACCCCACACUACAAGAAACAUUUCAAGAUCACUAAGCUACCCAAGCCUGAGGCGGUUGCUGCCUUACUGCAGGGCUUCAGCCCUGACAGCACACCCACCCGCCAGCAGCCCCCUGAGGAGGAGGAGGAGGAGGAGGCUGAGCAGCAGCAGGAAGAAGAGGAUCUUGCGUUACACCCCAGGAUAGAGGAGCUAGACAAUAGCAGGCUGACAGACAGGGUGAACUCAUCCCUGCAGCCUGUUAAGGGGGUGUCAUUUGAUCAAGUCAAUAAUCUGCUGAUUGAGCCUGCUCGAAUUGAGGAGGAAGAGCUUACAUUGACCAUCGUGCGCCAGACAGGGGGACUGGGAAUCAGCAUUGCAGGUGGCCGAGGCUCCACACCCUACAAGGGGGAUGAUGAGGGCAUCUUUAUCUCUAGGGUGUCUGAGGAGGGCCCUGCCGCCCGUGCAGGUGUCAAAGUGGGAGACAAACUGCUGGAGGUGAAUGGGGUGGACCUCCAUGAGGCAGAGCACCAGCAGGCGGUGGAAGCUCUGAGGAGUUCAGGGGCUUCUGUUACCAUGACAGUGCUGCGGGAGCGCAUGGUGGAACCAGAAAACGCUGUGACCACCACACCUCUGCGUCCCGAGCACGAUUACCUCCCCCGGGAGCGACGAAGUGGCAGUUCUCCUUUUUGCACGGAGCCUUGUUUCUCUCAAGGAACCCGCCAACGCCUUUCCACUUGCCUUGUCCGCAAUGACAAGGGCCUGGGCUUCAGCAUUGCUGGGGGCAAGGGCUCAACGCCGUACCGUGUGGGUGAUAUGGGCAUCUUCAUUUCCCGCAUCGCCGAGGGAGGAGCAGCUGAUCGUGAUAGCAUUCUGCAGGUUGGGGACAGAGUCAUUUCUAUCAAUGGUGUAGACAUGACAGAUGCCAGACAUGACCAGGCAGUAGCGCUACUUACGGGCACCUCCCCCACCAUCACCCUGCUGGUGGAGCGAGACCAGGGCGACACUCCUCGUGCCCGGCCACACUCUCCCCCACCCCCUCAGCCCAGUGAGUCCUUGGACCAGGAGGAAUCGCAAGCAAACCACCUAAACCGAGCUCUGGAGGAUGAGUACCCUGUGGAGGAAGUCACACUGGUGAAAACAGGUGGCCCUCUGGGACUGAGUAUUGUGGGAGGCAGUGAUCAUGCCAGCCAUCCAUUCGGAGUUACAGAGCCUGGAGUAUUUAUCUCCAAGGUUGUCCUACAGGGCUUGGCGUGUAACAGUGGCUUACGAGUGGGCGAUCGUAUCCUGGAGGUGAAUGGCAUUGACUUGCGUCACGCCACGCACCAAGAGGCGGUUCGUGCCCUGCUCUCAAGCAAACAUGAGAUCCGUAUGCUGGUACGCAGAGACCCUGCUCCACCAGGCAUGCAGGAAAUUGAGAUCCAGAAGUAUCCUGGCGAGAAGCUGGGAAUCAGCAUCCGUGGUGGAGCCAAAGGCCACGCUGGUAACCCUUUUGACCCCACUGAUGAAGGCGUCUUCAUCUCCAAGGUGAGCUCUGGCGGGGCAGCAGCCAGGGAUGGCCGACUACAGGUGGGCAUGCGCAUCCUGGAGGUCAACAACCAGAGUCUUCUUGGUAUGAGCCAUACAGAGGCUGUACGCGUCUUGCGUGCUGCUGGGGACUCGCUGAUCAUACUGGUGUGCGAUGGCUUUGAUCCACGAGAUGCUGCUGCUGUUGAGUCCUCACCUGGCAUCAUCGCCAACCCUUUCAUCGUCCGCAAGAACAGCAUGGAGAGCAUCUCUUCCAUCGACCGAGACAUGAGCCCCGAGGAGAUGGCCAUCAUGCAGAAGGAAGUGGAGAUGGUGCAAGACACUCCCCGCUGGGACAAGGAGGACAUAGAGGAUGUGGAACGAAUGCGCCUGGAGCGCGAGGAGGCCAAUCGGCUGCUGGAGAAGGAGGCUGAGACCUUUGGCACUGGGCCGCUGAAACUGGACUACAGGACGCUGGCUGCUCUGCCCACAACCAGCCUGCAAAAGGUGAUGCGGGGUCUGUCCUCCGAACCCCAGGGAGUCCAUAGUCCUAGUAGAGAUAUUGCAGGCUCCCCCAGCUCACCGGCAAGCCUUCAUUUUGUUUCUACUGCAUCUCCCAAAGAAAACAUACCAACCAGACCAGGUGUGAUCCAGCCUCUGUCUCGAAUGUGGUCGAACAGUACAGUCAACCAAGACACCAGGAACAGUCCAAAGGCCUUCCAUCAUGGAGGUGUGCCUGCCACCUCCCCGGCCUAUCAGCCUCAGGCUCCCUCUCCCCGCUCUCCUGAUGACUUUCCCAUCAACAUCAAGCAGGCAUACAAGGCCUUUGCGGCUGUGCCCCCUUCUCUGGCACUGCUGGAUCCGCCACAGGAGCCUGUCAGCCAAAGGAACAACAUCCAACCAAGGUCACCUGUGGUGGAGCCUGAGCUGGACAACGACGUGUUUGAGAGCGAGAUGAAGGCCAACUCUGGUGUAAGAGCAGGCGCAGCCCCUAUCUCCUCACGCAGGUCCUUCUCCUCAGACCGCCGGGACUACCUGAGCCUGGCAGCAGUGCCACGCCUGUCCCGGACCUCACUGGAGUUGCAGUCUCCAGCAUCCACCGGACGGGGAAGCCCAGAACAGCGUUCCUUUAGGGACCGCCAAAAAUACUUUGAGAUUGAUGUCAAGCAACAGACACCCAACACCAAGCCCAAGCCUCGUGUCUCUCUGGUUGGAGAGGAUGAUCUGAAGAAGAUGAAGGAAGAGGAAGCAAGGAGGAUUGAGCAGUGUGCCCAGGACUACCUGCUGGAUGAGGAUGAGGAAGAUGAGGAGGACCUCGCCAAGCAGAUGACUGAGAUCAAGGCCCAGGGCAAAGUGUUGCUGGACGGAGUGGAAUACAAGAUUGAGAGUGUUGCCAGCCAGACAUCUUCGUCCCCCAGGCCUUGCGUCACACCCCCCAGCUACCCAGCCACACCUCCUAGCUCAGGGCCUUCCUCUGUGGAUGGGAGAGGGGACUCCCAGAGGAACUCCCUUGAGGACAGCUUCAGAGUGGAGCAGAGGCCCAACUCCAUGACUGGUCUGAGCCCCGUAUACCCUGGGGAGCCCAGUGCCCCCAUCCGUACAGCCAAGGCAGAGCGACGGCACCAGGAAAGACUCCGUAUGCAGAGCCCAGAACUGCUAGCUGCUGCGAGUGUCGACCGGGAGCUGUCCCCAGCAGAGAGGCGUGCGCUGGAAGCAGAGAAAAGGGCUAUGUGGAGAGCAGCACGACCCUAUGGGCUGGAGGAGGAUGUUAGACAGUAUGAGAAGGACCUGGCUAAAAGGCUCUACCAGUCGCGAGUGAGGGCAUCUCAGCAGCUCACCGCUGCCACCUCCCAGGCUACCUCCCAGCUAAGGAUGAAGUCCCUGGAACAGGAUGCCCUCAAAGCCCAGAUGGUGAUUGCCAAGUCUCAGGAUAUGAAGAAGCGUGGUACCCUGGACCGGCUGACUGAAUCACCUUCGCCUGCCCCAACGCCUUCUCCCACGCCCCUGGAAGAUACCAGCCCCCGAACCGUAACGUCACCAGGCAGACUGUCCCUGUCAGAAAAGAAGUUUGACUACCGGCAGUUUGCUGCAAUUCCCUCUUCCAAACCUGUAUACGACAUCCAGUCCCCUGACAAUGCAGAUGACCUUCGCUACAUGGACAGUUCAGGCAAUUGUGGAGCACCUGAGGAGCCUGAUAUUGAGGUGGCCCUCCCACUGCCUGCCACAUCUGCCCUGGAAGAGAUGGCUCUUUACAGCAGCAAGCGAAAACUAAGACAGGGGCGUCGCAGCCUUGAGGCAGCUGUGCCCACAUAACGGCACAUGCGAUCCCCCCAACACAUUCACACAUGCAUAUACACCGUAGUUGUACGCCGACUGGCUGGCCAGAGCAACCACAGCAGGAGCUUUUCCACUGAACGGCAAACGCAAAUAUAAGGACCUUGUAGAGACUGGGGUGGGAUGUGGGGUUUGGAGAAAUGGCCUAGAGGUGGUUUGUUACACCUUUACUAUCCUGUUAUGGAAAGGACACCCAAUGUAGAUUUUGAUUUUUAAUAUCCAGGAUGACGUAAACUUUUUCAACAUUUGUUUGGGUUUUAGAAGCCUAAUUAUUUAAAUAUUUUCCACAUGUUCAGCCAUUGUACAAGUCAUUUUGCUUUGGAGCAAAAAGAAAAUUGACUGUUUUAAUAACUCCUAAAUCAAUCCUGAUUAGUUUCCUGCUGGUUUAAACCAGCAAAUUUUCUGUGGUGUGGGUUUUAACACUGCAGGUUCCCAGUCAUGGGUUUUAAUUCUUAUGGUCUUUGAAGGAGUAGGUAGGUGCAACAUGCAGGGCAGCAUAGACAUUAUCAUCAUUAUAAUGCUGUGGCUGUACCUCCCAGCAGGGGCCAUGUUUGUGUUCCUUUUAACGUAAAUUCUUGACAUUUUUAUUGGCUAAAUUAUUCCUUAAAGAAUUUAACAGUAAAGGAAAAAGCAGGCACUAUUGUUGACAGUUCAACUUGCGCUAGUACAUGAUUGGUAGUUUAUAUCGCUUCAGCGAUGCAAGGGGUAAAUUCACUUUUUUUUUUUUAAUUAGUCAGUUAGUGCUAAUGGAAAUAUUGAGGCCUUGAUGCAAAGCUUUGUUUUUACAGAUCAGAUUAGUUAGUAGACCAGUGGUAGACCUCAGUAUGUCACACGUAUCGUAAUAGGGGAGAAUACUCCUGACACCAUUGUCUUUGAAAUUGAACUUUGAGAACUGCUUUUUGCCAUGCAUCACGGCAUGAUGGUGUUGGUUAUGGGAUGGCUCCAUAGGCUCUUUUUUCCUUGACCUUGUUCAGGGCUAAAAUGUAUAGCCUCCCAGGAUCAGUUGUAGUAGUGGAAUGGGAGAUGGGAGUAGUUUUUCAGAUCUGUUUGGUAGACGUGCAAAAGAUAUAAUCCGCCCCCUUUCCUGGAAUCCAUUAUUCUUCUUGUUCGGAGUUACUGUCCAUGAAAAAUUGAAACUUUGACUAACUUUGUACUGUAGUAGUAUUAGCAGCAUAUAGGUACAUCAAAAGGAAUUUUUACAUCAAGUAUAACUUGCUGGUUCUCAACCAAAUACAUUGCAAGCUUAUGUAGUAAUUGAAUAUUUUAAUUUAGGAUAUUAAUGUUUAAGCCCUACAUACCAUAUCAGAUGUCUUUUGGGCUUAGCUAGACCGUCAAAAAAACCUCAGUACAAAUUUCAUACAAAUAGACAUUUUACAUCCAUUUCAUAUUGAAUGUAAGGAGUUAACCUCUGAAGGGCACCACUGGAUUUCAAACAUGAGUUCAGCUGAACUGUUUAUGCCUGGAAUGUUGGUUAUGCAUCACUUCUAAAGGACCAGUUUGGAUGAAGGAUAGAAACACCAGACCACUCCGGUCUGUGAAAACAUUCCCAAUCCAUCAGAUGUGACUUCACUCAAGAGGCCUGCAGACAUCCCCCCCCCCCC
Messenger RNA from Scleropages formosus (Asian bonytongue), 8571 nucleotides. Its product is annotated as protein scribble homolog. Bases 1289 to 6949 code for a protein of 1886 amino acids. Gene Ontology annotation, biological process: establishment or maintenance of epithelial cell apical/basal polarity; neurotransmitter receptor transport, endosome to postsynaptic membrane; neurotransmitter receptor transport postsynaptic membrane to endosome. The record is from RefSeq and is a predicted model, not a curated record. The transcript has 45 exons. NCBI's taxonomy places the organism in Eukaryota, Metazoa, Chordata, Actinopteri, Osteoglossiformes, Osteoglossidae. Gene Ontology annotation, cellular component: basolateral plasma membrane; adherens junction; postsynaptic membrane. Gene Ontology annotation, molecular function: protein kinase binding.